UUAGCUUGAGUUUGAUUUCGCUGUUGCACGGAACCAACUGUGCCAUGAGGUGCAAUUUGACGGUGAGGGACAAAGCUGCUGUUGUUCAUAAAUUCUUUAGAAAAAUGCAGCUGGCUCGGUUGUGAUUUGAUGUCUUAGCAACUUUGACACGAGCUGCUCUAGCUUCUCAAUUCAUUUUGGUUUUCAGCAAGAUUCAUCAUCACUAUGGAAAAAGUUCGAUAAUCUCGAGCCCUUCUAAUUUUCAUUUCGUGUAUAAUCUCUAACGGCGACAGUCCCUCAAGAUCGCUGAACGAGUUAUCCUUGUUAGUUUAAAAUAACGUCUUCGUUAUGACGGAGAUUCAGUUACAACCUGGAGACGAGGAACUCUUGGGGCUCUGCGCCCCCAGCCCGUCGACUGCUCCGGCUGGGGACCGCCAGUCCCCGGCGUUCGAUUUGAACGAAAUUUCAGGGAAUCCGUUCCAUUUUAACAUGGCGGGCGCCGUGAUGAACGUGAGCAAUUCUGAGGUGCAGUUCGGCGCCAAGAUCGUGGCAUCUCCGACACCCGAGACUCCCGUCAUCAACAUCCGAGACGCAGGUAGCCAUGAGAGUGUGGGUGUGUCGUCCUCCCCUCUCCCCCCUGGGGACCAGAAGGCCCUGCACAUACAAAUAACUCCCCACGGCCCCGUCGAGGCCACAAGCAACGGCAGCGUGUUAUUGCCCCUGGAUCACAGCCUCACCGCCGACGCGGUGCCUUCCCCGCGUCUGAGGGGCGCCAGCCCUUCCCCCAGGGGCGUCAGCAAGUCCAUGUCUUCCCCCAUCCCCCAGUCCGCUCCACCCCACGAUGGUGAUCAGCCGUCUCUGCCAGCCGUUCGGGACCACACGCUGUCCCCCAGGAGUCCUCUCUCCCCCAGCGGGCUGCCCCUGGCACACACUGGCGGGCAACCCACAUUCGUCAACUCUAAAAUACACAAUGGCACUCAAAUCGUGAUCACGUACACCAACUGCGGCCGUAAGUCGUGCGCGACGGGCUGUCGGGAUGGGUCGUGUCGCCACGCCGCCUCCCCGGCACCAGCCCUGCAAGGUCUGGACGAAGCCGUGGUCAUGUUCCACGAGAUCCUGCAGCGCCGCUACCGUCAGCGCUCGCGGUCACCGCUGCUGCCCUGGCACCUCGGACGCCUGAUCGCGCCCCUGGAGGACUAUUACCUUGACCCGCGCAUCUUCUCCGUGGACCGCCGCGGGCUGCCCACCACCACCGCCGUGGACCUCUCCCAGCUGCUCCGCACCGCCGACAGCGAGACACGUUUCCUGGUGGAGGGGGAGGCCGGGAUGGGCAAGACGUUGCUGUCUGCCCGCCUGGCGCAGGAGUGGGCGGAGGGCGGCGACCUCGGCCACUUCAGACUCGUGCUGCUCAUUUCCCUGAGCGACUACCAGGGCAGCAUCGAGCAGUACAUCCAGGACGAGAUCCUACCUUCCUACUUCGACCCGGAGAAGUUUCGUCAAGUAUGGGAUUACUGGCGUAAGUACGAGAAGGCGAUAUUAUUCAUCCUGGACGGCUACGACGAGAUGGGGCAGUACGACAAAUGUGACGUUCAGAACCUCAUCAACGGGCAGGACUUCCCCAACAGCCGCGUCCUGGUGACCUCCCGCCCCGCGGCUCUGCAGUGCCUUGCCACGAGACUCGUCGUCAAGGGCUUCGACGAGCACCAAAUGUGGAAGUUCAUCGAGAAAUACUUCGAUAUCGUCAAGGACAGCAACUGUGGCGAGUCUCUUCAGGAAAUUCUUGCGCGACAUCCCAAGUACAGGAAGCUAGCGGAGAGGCCUUUGUUCUGCGUGCUGCUGUGCAUGUUAUAUGAGAGCGACAACGCCAACAAGGAGCUGCCGGACAGCAUGUCUGAUAUGCUCCACAAGAUCAUGCUGUGCCUCAUCAAGUGGAAGAAGUCGAGGAACCGAGAAGCCAAUGCUGAAAUGGACGGUUUACCCGCAGAAUACCAACAAGCUUUCGACCAUCUCGGCAAACUUUGCGUUCAGGCCAUCAAGAGUGACAGACAUCGCUUCAGCGACGAAGAUUUGAGGACAGUUCCUCAUUUCGAAGACAUCUGCCAGUUAGGAUUCCUCUACAAUGAAGAUGAAAGCGAUGCUUUGCGUGUUCAGGUACAGAAGUUCUGGAAGCCUGUGCACCAAACCUUCGUUGAAUAUUUGGCCGCCCUGCACAUGGCGAACCACAUUCGUCGCUGUCGCUGUGGCUGCCGCCAGUGCUGGAAAUUCGCGUCUCUUUUGGAACGGAAAGACUCGGAAGUGCUACCAUUUACAGCUGGAAUUCUCUCCUCUUACGCACAUCGGCUUUUUUCCAUCACUAGGUACCCACGAUUACAAAAUUUGCCCGAAUUGACACUUCUGGCGUUGCUGAAAGAAGCUGGGCCGCACCAGGCCAACAAGAGAAUCAUCGCUCGUCUGCUGGACCAAGAAUCAGUUGUGCUGUCUACCAACGAGGCUCACAUUGAAGGCUGGACGCAUUUGCUUCCGGAAAAAUUCAGCAAAUUGCAUUCGCUGGAGCUUGUAUGGAGAAUCAAAAGCUCCAAUCCGGACCAAGAAAGCUCGUUUGUCGAAGCCUCAGCGGAGCAACUCAGUGCUUUCUUCAAAGCUCUGCAUCUGAACGGAAGUGUAAAGAACAUAAAGAUUCGAGCUAAACAAGACGGUGCCCACUUCACCGAAGACAAAUUGCUCAUGUUCUUCAGCGACAUCCAUCACCUGUACUCCAAGAAGGGACUCAAGAUCCUCGAGUUCCGCGACAUGAAGAUCGAUCUUGGCAAGCAUCUCAAGAAUUCCUUUGAGAUCGCCAGUACCAUUGACGAUUCGGUGAGUGCAUUAGAAGAUAUUUUAGUGGAGUGGUGGAGUGGUGGACGGUGGAGUGUGUCGAUGAACAAGGCGCUGCUGGUGAACGUGUUUGGCAGCGCUGAUGAGGUGGCCGACUUCUCUCCCUCAACGAUGGGCUCAGAGCUCAAGCCGCUGCGCAUACGCAAGAACGCCGCACAGAAAAGCCACGACGAGUUCACGCUGCACGAACACGACAACGACGACUCCCCUAACGCCUCCCAGCCUUCAAGCCCCGCGAUACCUUUGUCCUCCGUGGGGAAUGGGAGUGCCGAGGCGGGGUACAGCAGCAGUGAGGACACCCAGAGCGUGGGGGCGGCCACCCCCGCGCUUCACCCGUGCACUGAAUUCCCCUUCCUAUUUGACGUCAAGGGAGACGACAUCAAGAAGGUGCCACAGGCGCGCCAUUAUUGGUUCAUCAGGGCAAGCGAGACGCGCCUGCCGCUGCCUCUGUGCGUGACGAGCGAACACAAGUCUGUGUUCCACUACCUGUUCGCUGCGCUGCCGGAGUCGCGGCUGCAGACGCUCAGUCUGGACCAGCCUCAGUUCUACCUCACCAUCGCCGACCUCGUCUGUCUCGGUGACGCCGUCAGGCAGGCGCCGCACCUCAAGACGCUCGACUUGCAACGACUCAGAGAAGUGAAGAGCUACAUGCCGAUCUUGAUCGCGUUGGGUCAGUCGGAGAGCAUUGAGACCGUGAAGCUCUCGUCUGACCAGGUCACCGUCAAGGACGCGGCCUUCCAGCUCGCCUGCACCGCCCUACGCAACAACACGUCCCUCAGGACCCUACACUGCGACCACUGGAACUUCCAACUCCAGGACAAGGCGUCUGCGCUGCAGCAGGCGUCGUCGGUGCUGCGCAGCUGGCGCGUACAGGAGCUCAGCCUGCGCCACUGCACCGUCCGCUUCGGCGACCCCAGCGGCCGGGGGACCUUGUCUCAGCUCAUGCUGUCCCCUCCCAUCGUGACCAGCAUCCCCCCUCCCAUCCCUCAGCAGCACGAGUGUAGUGCCCUCACCUCCCUCAACCUGGCGGAGGUGGAACUGGUGGACGUGGGGCCCAGGCGGGGGCCGUUGCUGCUGCCUGCCCUCAGGGGCUUCACGAGCUUGGUGACGCUGGACCUAUCAGCCAGCCUUUCCCGACCGUCUCGCCUCGACGACGCUGCUUGCCAGCAAUGCUUCCGCCUACUGGCGACAAUCCCGCUGCUCCGCGACCUCACUCUCAACUCGUGGCAGUUCAACCUCUCCGAGACCGAAGCUCAAUUCGACAAAUUCUGCGACGCAUUACGUCAGUGCAAAAACAUUAAGGACGUUAAACUGCACAACGUCAACGAACAUCGUCCGCACAAGAACCAUCUGGCGACGUGUACCACGUCUCUACUACAUGCCUUCGUCAGUUCCCUACCGAGCCUCGAGAGCGUCUCCGUCUGCUUCUACACCGUCAACGCCAGGAACAUGGACGAGGAGAUGGCCGCUUGGCUGGCGGGCUGCCUUUACCAGCACUGGAACAAGUUCAGCUUCACCUUGCAGGUUUUUGGCGUGUCUUCGAGUGUGGCAUCAACCCUGAAGAACGGCUUCUCUCAGCCCCUCUGCCUCACCAAGGAGAAAGACGGACCACCUCGCGUCCUCACCCUCGCCGUCAGAAGACCUGUUAUGCCCUCCCUGUGCUCCUUGCGCAACACCUUCAGGAGGGUGGUCACUUCUUGACGAUCUUCGUAGCUUUCUGUCGUGGUACACAUCUUACGAUAUUAUUAUUAUCCUACGAAUGACAAUCGGACAUGUAAUGCCGUGUAAGCGAAACAAGCUUGGGUGAUGCACGAUAAGAGGCAGCUCCUUUUUAAACGUUGGCUGAUGAAGAUGAUCGUAAAUAAUUCCCCUUACUUUAUUGAGUACGAAUACUGCUAUAGUGAAAAUCAGACCUUCUAGUCUGAGUGUUUAAUUCUUAUCAAAUGGCUUCUCUGACAGAAAUGUUUUUACGGUUAUUGCAAUAUUUGUGAGUUGAGAGUAAUACCGAUUAAUUACUUGAUGGGUGAGUUUCGAAUGAAUAGAUGUUAGCAGGUUGACUGACGAGAGAUAAUUAAAAAGUUUCGUCUCAGAAGUGUAAAUGUUCGCAAAUAAUAUUUGCCUAUAGAAACUCAGUUGCUGAAGGCGCUCGUGACGUGAAUCUUACCUGAUGCAAUUGAAAGAAACAAAAAAUUUGCUAACAUUAAACUUAUUAUAAUGACAUUCAUUUGUAAAAUAAAUUUUCGUCACUGAUAAUGCUUUGAAAUAAUCUUUUAGGUACGGUAUCGGGACGCAAUGUAAAUAAUUAUUUUUAUAAAUAAUUUGCCGUUAUUUUGUCGCUAAUGCCGUUGUUUUGUCGCUAAUGCCGUUAUUUUGUCGCUUAAUUCGUUGUCUUGAGAGUGAAUGCUUUUUUUUUUGUUUCUGUAAGAUGCGCGAUCGGUAUACGGUGGUGCUCAAGCAGGUAGCUGUGCUUUAGGCGCGUGUAGCUUAUUCUCAAUGUGCAACAAAGCCAAUUCCAUCGACCUAGGUCACUGGUAUGAAGUGUUCCAGGCUCGUACACUGUCCCGUUCUAGCAUUACUCACGUCAUAUAUCGAGUAUGCAGGCGUUAAUAUUGGCAUAGUGGUCAUGGCAUGAGACUUCUUCGUUUAGAAUUACCAUGUCUAGCGAAGCCGCGUCUUCAAGGCGUCUGGCAUCUCUUGGGUAGCCUGGUAGUCGAGAGAUUGUUGGCACUUUUGAGUCCAUGGCCACGGUUUUUGAACAGAAGCGCAUUUGUGGUCUGCGGUUCAAUAGUUUGUACGAUUGUGUUUGGCUGGAGGGAAUGUACUUUAUUGCUAUAAGAUAUUUACUGCCUGUCGCGCUGAGGGAGGUAUAGUACAGACUAUCACACUGCCCUGCGGCAUUCACCCUAAUUGUAGCUGAAGAGGAGAUACGACGUUCCCACCUGCUCUCUCAAGCAUCGCUCAUGCAAAAAUUGCUGGAUAUAUGUAGGGUCUAUUGCUCUUGAUGCCGAUUUUGUGGAUUAAUUGCUAUUUUUAAUGACUCAAUAGGCGUUCGCGUUGCAUCUGAGAUCGCAAAGCUUUGAUUUAAUUGAGACACGCGAGGCUCUUCCUUAUUACGACAAAAGCGAUAUGACAAUAAGUA
Molecule: messenger RNA, 5992 nt
Organism: Hyalella azteca
Lineage: Eukaryota; Metazoa; Arthropoda; Malacostraca; Amphipoda; Hyalellidae
Exons: 16
Coding region: 328-4554 (1408 amino acids)
Source: RefSeq, a predicted model, not a curated record